AUGAUGGAUUUUGACGAGCACCGGGUGCCCGUGGGGUCCAACGUGUAUUUGCCCAGCUGCACCUACUACGUGUCCGGUACCGAGUUCUCGAGCCUGCCGCCGUUCCUGCCCCAGACCCCGUCCUCCUGUCCCGUGUCGUACUCGUACUCUUCCCCCGGUAUCCCGCAGGUCCAGUCCGUGCGGGAGGUCGCCUUCCGGGACUACGGAAUUGACCCGGCCAGCAAAUGGCACCACCGGGGAAAUUUGUCCCACUGUUGCGGCACGAGCGCCGACGAUACGGUGGUGCACCGAGACUGUCUCUCGAGCCCCGGGACACUGGGGGAGAUGUUCGCGAAAAACAACUCGGUUGUUUAUCAUCCCGCGACCGGCCACCACGCGACCAACCUCUACGGCGGCGUCGGUAGAAACGGAGUCCUACCGCAAGCGUUCGAUCAGUUCUUCGAGACUGCCUACGGGAGCACGGACAGCAGCUCGUUAACGGAGCACCAACAGCACCCGCAGCAGUCGGUGGACAGGACCACCGGUAAACCACCACCGCCACCUUCCGCUGCAACGGAGUCCAGUUCGGACACGUGCCGGGAAACGGGAGAGAAAGAACGGCGAGAGCAGGACAACAGCAGCCCCGGAUCCUCUUCCGGCAACAAUGAGGAGAAGUACCGAGACGCCAGUGGCCAGAGGACACGGAAAAAGCGAUGUCCAUACACCAAGUACCAGAUCCGUGAGCUCGAGAGGGAGUUCUUCUUCAGCGUGUACAUCAACAAGGAGAAGCGGCUGCAGCUCUCGCGCAUGUUGAACCUCACCGACCGGCAGGUCAAGAUCUGGUUCCAGAACCGGAGGAUGAAGGAGAAGAAGCUGAACCGGGACCGGCUGCAGUACUAUAGCGCGAACCCGCUGCUGUGAGCCCGAGGAGCCAGCUGGGAGCGGGAAGCACGCGCGAGAGAAGGCCCCGCGCCGCAUGGGACAGCACAGACGCAACGCGACGCGACGCGAUGGUUAAUUUCAAGUUCGCGGCUACGCGGGCAACAUUUCCGCCCCUUCGGACACUA
Molecule: messenger RNA, 1046 nt
Organism: Sardina pilchardus (European sardine)
Lineage: Eukaryota; Metazoa; Chordata; Actinopteri; Clupeiformes; Clupeidae
Gene: hoxa11b
Product: homeobox A11b
Exons: 2
Coding region: 1-900 (299 amino acids)
Biological process (GO): anatomical structure development; regulation of transcription by RNA polymerase II
Cellular component (GO): nucleus
Molecular function (GO): DNA-binding transcription factor activity, RNA polymerase II-specific; RNA polymerase II cis-regulatory region sequence-specific DNA binding
Source: RefSeq, a predicted model, not a curated record